Quercus lobata is the source of this 825-nucleotide messenger RNA. RefSeq lists its product as uncharacterized. The transcript has 2 exons. The record is from RefSeq and is a predicted model, not a curated record. Bases 14 to 676 code for a protein of 220 amino acids. NCBI's taxonomy places the organism in Eukaryota, Viridiplantae, Streptophyta, Magnoliopsida, Fagales, Fagaceae.
CAAUACAAAACUCAUGCUUGCAAAUCUUAGUUCAACUUGGAGCCCUCAGCCAUUUCCGACAGGUGUCAUCACCAAGUCAUCUGAUCAUGGUUCUAGUGGCAAUGAUGCUGAGGCAGUGAAGAGCUGUAUUAGAACAAUGGAGUUUAAGUACCAUGAUAAGGUUGCCAGAGAAAUGGACAGGGCAGAGUAUGAGGCCCAGUUGGCAGCAAAGGAGGCUCAAAAUCGUCAGGAUAGGGAGCAAUAUGCUCAGGAGAAGUUUGAGCUAGAGCAGCGAAUCAAGCAUUUGGAGGUUGAGUGGCAGAAGCUACUUUUUGAGGCCAACAGAGAUAGACUUAGGAACGUUCUUGUUCCACCCAAUUAUGGGUAUCCUGCGCCAUCAUCAGCACCAUCAAGUUCUUCUCAGUUGGGAGUUUCCAAUCCUCAAGGAUCAUGGCAUGAGGGUGAGGGUUCAUACCACCAUUUAGACACCACUUCAGAUAUUUCACAUUGUCCUGGCCUGUUGUAUAAUUCUCAAAAUCAAGGUACCUCAAGUUUAGUCACGAUGAACUUGGUUCGUGCGAGUGAAUUCCCGAAAUCUCCUUUGACUCCACCUCCUACGUCUACACCCCCGACCACUCCACCCGGACCACCCGAAAUGGAUCAGGAUUUCUACCAGCAGUUGUUUAGCAGCCUAUGAUUCUCGGCCGAGCAUGUUUUAACUUUUUUUUUAAAUCUCCUCUGGCAUGUAAAUGACACUACACGUAGACGGUAAUUUGUGCCUAUGCAUACAACUACUUUGAGAUAAAAGGUAAACCAAACAAUUUGGGACAGAGCCAGGACUUAGAA